AUGAUGGUUGAAGAGGAUGGUACUGGAGACAUGAUAGCUUCGGUUGAGCCAAGUGUGGUUUCCGAGGCCGUGGCAGCCGAGGCGGUGACGCCCGGUUAUCUGGUAACACUGUCGGCACAUAGGGCUGGACUUUGGGUGCUUGUGGCCCGGGCCGCGACUCUGUGGAUACUCCGCAAUGCGCGACAUCCUCUGUCGGCUCAAUCCGACAAGUGUCGAUGGUGGAGGAGUUGGUUGGCAACAUGCAGUCCACCAUGUCCUCAUGACGGAAGGCAGGAUACGCUUCACGAUUGCACACAGUUGUCCCCGGUGGUCGGCACUUUCUCAGACGUCGUGGCUUGUGGGCGGUGUAUCAACAUCCUGUCGGUUGCAGACAGUUGGGCCAGCCAGUCCUUCACAGGUGGUUUGAAGAGAAGCUGA
Symbiodinium sp. CCMP2592 is the source of this 417-nucleotide messenger RNA. The record is from the annotation of a GenBank genome assembly. NCBI's taxonomy places the organism in Eukaryota, Dinophyceae, Suessiales, Symbiodiniaceae.